This is a messenger RNA of Trichoderma harzianum CBS 226.95, 995 nucleotides long. RefSeq lists its product as hypothetical. Gene Ontology annotation, cellular component: cytoplasm. Bases 108 to 926 code for a protein of 272 amino acids. The record is from RefSeq and is a predicted model, not a curated record. Lineage: Eukaryota; Fungi; Ascomycota; Sordariomycetes; Hypocreales; Hypocreaceae. Gene Ontology annotation, biological process: signal transduction. The transcript has 5 exons.
CAUCCCACCUCAGACACCCGCAUCAUCCUUUUUUCUGCCACCAACGACUCCGCAACCGCACGCCUCUUCUCCCCUUCCAAGCAUCACAUCACAGACUAUCAGUCACCAUGGCCACCGAGCGUGAAAGCAAGACCUUCCUGGCCCGCCUCUGCGAGCAGGCCGAGCGCUACGAUGAGAUGGUUACCUACAUGAAGGAGGUCGCUCAGCUGGGCGGUGAGCUCAGCGUCGACGAGCGCAACCUCCUCAGCGUCGCCUACAAGAACGUUGUCGGCACCCGCCGUGCCUCGUGGCGCAUCAUCUCCUCCAUCGAGCAGAAGGAGGAAUCCAAGGGCUCUGACAAGCACGUCUCCACCAUCAAGGAGUACCGCAGCAAGAUCGAGCUCGAGCUCGAGAAGGUUUGCGAGGAUGUUCUCGAUGUCCUGGACAAGAGCCUCAUCCCCAACGCCGCCACCGGCGAGUCCAAGGUCUUCUACCACAAGAUGAAGGGUGACUACCACCGCUACCUUGCCGAGUUCGCCUCUGGCGAGAAGCGCAAGGUCGCUGCCACCGCCGCUCACGAGGCCUACAAGAACGCUACCGACGUUGCCCAGACCGAGCUGACUCCCACUCACCCCAUCCGCCUGGGUCUCGCCCUGAACUUCUCCGUGUUCUACUACGAGAUUCUCAACUCUCCCGACCGUGCUUGCCACCUUGCCAAGCAGGCUUUCGAUGAUGCCAUCGCCGAGCUCGACUCUCUCUCUGAGGAGUCUUACCGCGACAGCACUCUCAUCAUGCAGCUCCUGCGUGACAACCUGACCCUGUGGACUUCAUCCGACAGCGGUGAGGCCGAGCAGGCCGGUGAGGCCAAGAAGGACGAAGGUGAAGCUUCCAAGCCUGCCGAGGAAGAACCCAAGGCUGAGGAGCCUGCUCCCGAGGCUACUUCCUAAAUCCUUCUUACCUCAACCGCGCUUAAAUCUCGGCAUAAGAACCGAGGGAGUUGUUUCUCGUUUUUUUUU